CUUGCUUCCUUAUUGGUCAACAGGACUGAGCUCUGACGCAAUACAGGGCGACGCCGGACUCCGGAGGGGUCAGAAAAACCUGAUCUUAAAGAGGAGGAAACUGUAUAAAGGAUGCGUUUGGAAAACAUAGUCAGACACUGGAGGAGUCAUCUGCUACAGCACAAGAUGAGGAGCUGCUGGCUGUCUCUGCUCUUACUCUCUGCAGUCACAUUAGACAGCGGUCUCUCUCAAUCUCCAGAAUUGGAUAUCCAGGAUGAAACGCGGAUAUUAGAGUUAGUGAAACGCUUCAACCUACAGAACGAUGUCGACUAUUUAUAUAAACCUGAGGAAGGAAUUAACCCUGAGGAGGAGGGGAAUCCCCGGAAACUGAAAUGUAGAAUAAAAGAGACGGUCUGCCCCAGAAAUGCAAAAAGAGAUUUACUAAAAUGUGAUCAUCAAAAACAGGGGAAGGUUCAGGAGUGUGCCGUUGUGUUGGCUGAGACAGACGCAGACGCAGAUGAGAUAACGUGCAAGCCUCUGACUCUCCGGGGAGGCGGCAGCAUGAUAGCCGGUUUUGACCCACUUAGAGAUGAACAUUGAUGAGCGCCCUCUGUGUUGUAUAACAAUAUCUAUGUAUAUGAUGUGUUUUAUAAGCCAAACAUAAGUCAUUCAGAAAUGAACCAAUAAAAUGGGGUUUGCCGUCUGAA
Molecule: messenger RNA, 686 nt
Organism: Pseudophryne corroboree (corroboree frog)
Lineage: Eukaryota; Metazoa; Chordata; Amphibia; Anura; Myobatrachidae
Product: protegrin-3-like
Exons: 5
Coding region: 112-579 (155 amino acids)
Biological process (GO): antimicrobial humoral immune response mediated by antimicrobial peptide; defense response to Gram-negative bacterium; defense response to Gram-positive bacterium
Cellular component (GO): extracellular region
Molecular function (GO): lipopolysaccharide binding
Source: RefSeq, a predicted model, not a curated record